This is a messenger RNA of Grammomys surdaster, 1612 nucleotides long. RefSeq names its product fibroblast growth factor receptor like 1 (gene Fgfrl1). The record is from RefSeq and is a predicted model, not a curated record. Gene Ontology annotation, cellular component: plasma membrane. NCBI's taxonomy places the organism in Eukaryota, Metazoa, Chordata, Mammalia, Rodentia, Muridae. Gene Ontology annotation, molecular function: fibroblast growth factor binding; fibroblast growth factor receptor activity.
CCGGCGAGAUGACGCGGAGCCCUGCGCUGCUGCUGCUGCUAUUGGGGGCCCUCCCGUCGGCUGAGGCGGCGCGAGGACCCCCAAGAAUGGCAGACAAAGUGGUCCCACGGCAGGUGGCCCGCCUGGGCCGCACUGUGCGGCUACAGUGCCCAGUGGAGGGGGACCCACCACCGUUGACCAUGUGGACCAAAGAUGGCCGCACAAUCCAUAGUGGCUGGAGCCGCUUCCGAGUGCUGCCCCAGGGGCUGAAGGUGAAGGAGGUGGAGGCUGAGGAUGCCGGUGUUUAUGUGUGCAAGGCCACCAAUGGCUUUGGCAGCCUCAGCGUCAACUACACUCUCAUCAUCAUGGAUGACAUUAGUCCAGGGAAGGAGAACCCUGGGCCAGAUGGCUCUUCUGGGGGUCAGGAGGAUCCAGCCAGCCAGCAGUGGGCACGGCCUCGCUUCACACAGCCCUCCAAGAUGAGGCGUCGAGUGAUUGCACGGCCUGUGGGCAGCUCUGUGCGGCUCAAGUGUGUGGCCAGCGGGCACCCACGGCCGGACAUCAUGUGGAUGAAGGAUGACCAGACCUUGACAUGUCUAGAGGCCAGUGAACACAGGAAGAAGAAGUGGACACUGAGCUUGAAGAACCUGAAGCCUGAAGACAGUGGCAAGUACACGUGCCGUGUGUCCAACCGGGCAGGUACCAUCAACGCCACCUACAAAGUGGAUGUGAUCCAGCGGACUCGUUCCAAACCUGUGCUCACAGGGACACACCCUGUGAACACAACGGUGGACUUCGGCGGGACGACGUCCUUCCAGUGCAAGGUGCGCAGUGACGUCAAGCCUGUGAUCCAGUGGCUGAAGCGGGUGGAGUACGGCUCUGAGGGACGCCACAACUCCACCAUUGACGUGGGUGGCCAGAAGUUUGUGGUGUUGCCCACGGGUGAUGUGUGGUCACGGCCUGAUGGCUCCUACCUCAACAAGCUGCUCAUCUCUCGGGCCCGCCAGGAUGACGCCGGCAUGUACAUCUGCCUGGGUGCAAAUACCAUGGGCUACAGUUCCCGUAGCGCCUUCCUCACUGUGUUACCAGACCCCAAACCUCCAGGGCCCCCAGUGGCUCCUUCAUCCUCAACCACAAGCCUGCCAUGGCCUGUGGUGAUCGGCAUCCCAGCGGGUGCUGUCUUCAUCAUAGGCACUGUGCUGCUCUGGCUUUGCCAGACCAAGAAGAAGCCAUGUGCCCCUGCAUCUACACUUCCUGUGCCUGGACAUCGUCCCCCAGGGACAUCCCGAGAACGCAGUGGUGACAAGGACCUGCCCUCAUUGGCUGUCGGCAUGUGUGAAGAGCAUGGAUCCACCAUGGUCCCCCAGCACAUCCUGGCCUCUGGCUCAACUGCCGGCCCCAAGCUGUACCCCAAGCUGUACACAGAUGUGCACACACACACACAUCACACACAUGCACACACACGCUCUCAUGUGGAGGGCAAGGGUCAUCAGCACCAGCAUGUCCACUCUCAGUGCUAAAUACAGCCAAUCUCCAAACACUGUGUCCUGAGGUAGGCAUAUGGGGGCCAAGACAACAGGGCGGGAGGAUGGAGAGCAGUGGAGGAAGAGUAUCUUAGGGUGCCUCGUGGUAG